This is a messenger RNA of Cynocephalus volans (Philippine flying lemur), 2421 nucleotides long. It is a transcript of the gene TFR2, whose product is annotated as transferrin receptor 2. Bases 1 to 2421 code for a protein of 806 amino acids. The transcript has 18 exons. The record is from RefSeq and is a predicted model, not a curated record. Gene Ontology annotation, cellular component: external side of plasma membrane. Gene Ontology annotation, biological process: transferrin transport; endocytic iron import into cell. Gene Ontology annotation, molecular function: transferrin receptor activity. Lineage: Eukaryota; Metazoa; Chordata; Mammalia; Dermoptera; Cynocephalidae.
AUGGAGCGGCUUUGGGGUCUACUCCAGAGAGCGCAACAGUUGUCCCCACAACCCUCUCAGACCAUCUACAAGCGUGUGGAAGGCACUCAGCAGGGGCACCUGGAGGAGGAAGAGGAGGACGGAGAGGAGGGGCCUGAGGCACGGGCCCACUUCUGCCCCAUGGAGCUGACCGGCCCUGAGCCCCUGGGCUAUAGACCAGGGCGGCAAAACCUGGUACCCUGGGCAGCAGCAGGACGAAGGGCUGCCCCCUACCUGGUCCUGACAGCCUUACUGAUCUUCACUGGGGCCUUUCUUCUGGGUUACGUGGCCUUCCGAGGGUCCUGCCAGGCAUGCGGGGACUCCGUGUUGGUGGUCAGUGAGGACGUCAACUAUGAGUCCGGCCUGGACUCCCGCCAGGGCACAUUGUACUGGAGUGACCUCCAGGCCAUGUUCCUGCAGCUCCUGGAGGAGGGGCGCCUGGAAGACACCAUUAGGCAAACCAGCCUUCGGGAACGGGUGGCCGGCUCAGCCGGGAUGGCCGCCCUGACUCAGGACAUCAGCGCGGCGCUGUCGCGCCAGAAGCUGGACCACGUGUGGACCGAUACGCACUACGUGGGGCUGCAGUUCCCCGACCCGGCUCACCCCAACACCCUGCACUGGGUCGAUGCGGCCGGAAAGGCCGGGGAGCAGCUGCCGCUGGAGGACCCCGAUGCCUACUGUCCCUACAGCGCCACGGGCAACACCACGGGAGAACUGGUGUACGCCAACUAUGGGCGGCCGCAGGAUCUGCAGGAGCUGCGCGCCAGGGGCGUGGAGCCGGCGGGCCGCCUCCUGCUGGUGCGCGUGGGGGCGACCAGCUUUGCGCAGAAGGUGGCCAGUGCCCAGGACUUUGGGGCCCGAGGAGUGCUCAUAUACCCCGACCCAGCAGACUUCUCCCAGGACCCACUUAAGCUGAGCCUGUCCAGCCACCGGGCUGUGUAUGGACAUGUGCACCUGGGAACUGGGGACCCCUACACACCUGGCUUUCCUUCCUUCAAUCAAACCCAGUUCCCUCCAGUUGAAUCCUCUGGCCUCCCCAGCAUCCCAGCCCAGCCCAUCAGUGCAGACAUCGCCUCCCACCUGCUGAGGAAGCUUGAAGGCCCUGUGGCCCCCCAGGAAUGGCAGGGGCACCUCCCAGGCUCCCCUUAUCGCCUGGGUCCCGGGCCAGGCCUGCAGCUAGGAGUCAACAACCACAAGGUUUCCACCCCCAUCAGCAACAUCUUUGGCUGCAUUGAGGGCUUCUCAGAGCCAGAUCACUAUGUUGUCAUCGGGGCCCAAAGGGAUGCAUGGGGCCCAGGAGCAGCCAAGUCUGCUGUGGGGACUGCCAUACUGCUGGAGCUGGUGCGGACCUUUUCCUCCAUGCUGAGCAACGGAUUCCGGCCCCGCAGAAGUCUUCUCUUCAUCAGCUGGGAUGGAGGCGACUUUGGGAGUGUGGGCUCCACAGAGUGGCUGGAGGGCUACCUCAGCGUGCUGCACCUCAAAGCCGUAGUCUAUGUGAGCCUGGACAACGCAGUGCUGGGGGAUGACAAGUUCCACGCUAAGACCAGCCCCCUUCUGAUCAGCCUUAUUGAGAACAUCCUGAAGCAGGUGGACUCUCCUAACCACAGUGGACAGACCCUCCAUGAGCAGUUGGUGUUCACCAAUUCCAGCUGGGAUGCUGAGGUGAUCCGGCCCCUGCCCAUGGACAGCAGCGCCUAUUCCUUCACUGCCUUUGUGGGGGUCCCUGCCGUGGAGUUCUCCUUUAUGGAGGACGACCAGGCCUACCCGUUCCUGCACACGAAGGAGGACACAUAUGAGAACCUGCACAAAAUGCUGCGAGGCCGCCUGCCCGCGGUGGCCCAGGCUGUGGCCCAGUUGGCUGGGCAGCUCCUCAUCCGGCUCAGCCACGAUCACCUUCUGCCCCUGGACUUUGGCCGCUACGGGGAAGUGGUCCUCAGGCACAUCGGCAGCCUCAACGAGUACUCUGGGGACCUCAAGGCCCGCGGGCUGACUCUGCAGUGGGUGUACUCUGCGCGGGGGGACUACAUCCGGGCUGCGGAGAAGCUGCGGAAGGAGAUAUACAGCUCGGAGCAAAGCGACGAGAGGCUGAUGCGCAUGUACAACGUGCGCAUUAUGCGGGUGGAGUUCUACUUCCUGUCCCAGUAUGUGUCGCCGGCCGACUCCCCUUUCCGCCACAUCUUCCUGGGCCGUGGAGACCACACCCUGGGAGCCCUGCUUGACCACCUGCGGCUGCUGCGCACCGGCGGCUCCGGGGUCCCUGGGGCCAGAUCCUCAGCGGCGGCGCCCGGCCUAGGCUUCCAGGAGAGCCGCUUCCGGCGCCAGCUGGCCCUGCUCACCUGGACUCUGCAGGGGGCAGCCAACGCGCUUAGCGGGGAUGUCUGGAACAUUGAUAACAACUUCUGA